AUGGCAUCCAUCCAGUCUCCCACUCCCAAGCUCGACCGUUACAUCAUCAUCCACGUCGCUACUACAUGUGAUGAGCAUGGCGUCUACGUUACAAAGGACUCUGCUGAAGUCAUCGAGCUCGGAUGGAUACUCCUCGACACCAAGAACUGUGAAGAAAUCCAUCGUGAAAGCAUUCUUGUGAAACCGGUCAACACUCCCAUCACGCCUCUCUGCACGAGCUUGACAACCCUUACGUGGGAACAUGUUCGGUCCGCAGGUACCUUCCGUGACGCCAUCAACCGGUUCGAUACAUUCGCUCAAGAGAACCUGGUAUCCAAGAACCUCGAGUUCGCCUUUGUGACGCUGGAUUCCUGGGACAUGCGCGUGCAGCUGCCUAGGGAGGCCCGGGACAAAGCUGUUGUGCUACCCCCGUAUCUGCAGCAUUCCCGUACCUUUGACCUCAGGACGGAAUAUCAACGCUGGCAGCAGCAUCACCCAGAGUCCCUCCCUUUCGGGCCAAGUGACCUGGCCAACAUCUGUGCCGCCCUUGAAGUCGAGCCGGUCCAGUCCUCCGCUCCCAUCAAGCACAACCUCCCCUUCCACCUACAAGCGCUCGCUCCUGCCUCGCCUCGCCGGGCAAUGGAAGAAGUCAUCACGCUCGCUCGAGUGCUUCGUGGGCUGAUUCGCAAGUCUCAGCCACCACACGAGCACCCGGAGAUUAUGACCCGCCCCAUGGAUGCUAGAGCGGAUGUUCGUGCGUUCUUGGCGGAGCGUAGUAAGGUUUUGCACAUGAGUGGUCUGCCCCAUGAUACUACACAGUCUGAACUGGAGAGCUGGUAUACUCAAUUCGGCGGACGUCCCAUCGCUUUCUGGACCCUGAGAACCCCAGACCAACACAAGCCCACCGGCACCGGCUUCGCAGUCUUCUCUUCCCACGAGGAGGCUGCUGAGAGUCUUUGCAUGAACGGCCGUGCCUUGAACGACAAAGCUAUUGAAGUCUCCCCUUCCUCGAGCCGUGUUCUCGACCGUGCUGCGGAAAUUCUCGCUCCGUUCCCACCUAGCAAGAACCGUCCUCGUCCUGGUGAUUGGACUUGUCCAUCAUGCGGCUUCUCCAACUUCCAGCGCCGUACCGCUUGCUUCCGCUGCUCGUAUCCGGCCGUUGGCUCCGGUCCGGACCCAAUGCCGUACCCUUACGCGUACGGACCACCAAACAUGAUGCCACCACCUCACCACAUGGGCCACCACGGAGGCCACGGAGGCCACGGUGGACAUGGUGGACAUGGCGGUCACGGCGGUCAUGGUAUGGGCCAUCACUCGAGAGGAAUGGGAGGAAACGGCGGUGUUGUCCCAUUCCGUGCUGGAGACUGGAAGUGUGGCUCUGACGGCUGUGGCUACCACAACUUUGCGAAAAACAUCAACUGUCUCCGCUGUGGUGGCCCACGCUCAGGUGCUGCUGUUGUCGCCGACUCUGCAUUCCCAACUCCUAUGGACCCGCAGUCCGGGUUUGGCAUGAGCGGCCCGGCCUCCAUGGCUACCGCUCCAGGAGCAGGUCCGUUUGCUUCCAGUGGAGGUAACUUCGGUGGAUUUGGCCAACAGUUCGGUGGCCCACCAAGCACCUAUUCCCUCCCAUCCGGACUCGGUAACGCACCUGGACCGUACCCACCCAUGGGCCAAAUGAACCAUGGCGGUUACGGGUCCACGAGUGCAUCUCAGUCCGUAGCAUCAUUCGGAAACCCUGCUACUCAGGCUGCAUUUACCGCUGCUGACCACACCCCACAGCCUGUCGGCACUUCCAAUGGCGGAUUCUAUGGUGGUGAUGGAGCAUCGGAUCCUUUCGCCUUUCUCUCAACCGGCCUCGGCGGGCUAACUGUUGGAGAUGAAUCACAUGGACGCAGAAAUGGAGCAUCCGCCAACAAAUCCCCUGCUUAA
Molecule: messenger RNA, 1908 nt
Organism: Arthroderma uncinatum
Lineage: Eukaryota; Fungi; Ascomycota; Eurotiomycetes; Onygenales; Arthrodermataceae
Product: RNA binding protein
Exons: 4
Coding region: 1-1908 (635 amino acids)
Molecular function (GO): RNA binding; 3'-5'-RNA exonuclease activity
Source: RefSeq, a predicted model, not a curated record